This is a messenger RNA of Tripterygium wilfordii, 2313 nucleotides long. RefSeq names its product armadillo repeat-containing protein 3-like. The record is from RefSeq and is a predicted model, not a curated record. Bases 443 to 2122 code for a protein of 559 amino acids. Gene Ontology annotation, molecular function: protein binding. Lineage: Eukaryota; Viridiplantae; Streptophyta; Magnoliopsida; Celastrales; Celastraceae. The transcript is spliced from 3 exons.
GUUCCCCUUCUGUUCUCGACUAGGCAACAAAAAGCCUUCUGUGUUUCUCUCAUUCUCGAGUUGAGUUUCUGGGGUUCUGACUUUUCACUAUCAACCUCCUGUUGUUGAUUGUUGAUUUCGGAAGUAUCACAGAAAUCCUGAGCUUUUAUUGAGAUUAAAGAAGAGGGUGGAGAGGUGAGUAGUGGAGGUUUGAACGGGAAACCAUGGUGGGUCGGUUUGCUUCCCGGAGAAAAAUCUGAGAUUCUGAUUCUUAAAAGCUUCUUAUACAGUGCUUUUGUGCUUACAGAAACAACAAAGAGAUAGGUGGGGGGUACUGUCUGGUGGCUGUCAAUUGUUGAGGGCUAUUGUUAAUUGUUGAGGGCUUUUGGAUGUUGAGGAAAGUCAAAAGACAAAUUGAGUUUUUGCAGAGAAUUCAUUUGAGUCCAAACCCACAUUUGAAAUCAUGGCAGAAGAUGAUAACAACAACGUUUUGGUUGAUAUGUCAACUGAAGAGUGGUUAGCACACGUCCAAGAGCUUGUUCCAGUGGCACUCGAGAAGGCUAAGAAGGUUAAGGGUUUCACUGGACGGUGGAAGAUCAUAAUUUCCAAAUUGGAGCAAAUUCCUUCAAGUUUAUCUGAUUUGUCAAGCCAUCCUUUCUUCUCUAAGAAUACACUUUGCAAGGAACUAUUACAGGCUCUGUCACAGACGUUUGAAGAAGCAAUUGAAUUGGCUCAAUUAUGUGCUAAAGAGAAGUAUGAAGGGAAGCUUAGGAUGCAAAGUGAUCUUGAUGCUUUGUCAGGGAAGCUGGAUUUGAAUUUGCGAGAUUGUGGGCUUUUUAUCAAGACAAGUGUCCUUGGAGAGGCUACUUUGCCUUUGACAGUGGCUGGUUCUCAGCAAGAGCCAGAGGCUGUGAUGCAUAGCAAUAUAAGGGAAGUUCUUGCCAGGCUUCAAAUUGGGCACUUGGAGUCAAAGCACAAAGCUCUUGACAGUUUAGUUGAAGUCAUGAAAGAGGAUGAAAAGAAUGUUUUGGCUGUUUUGGGGCGGAGUAAUAUUGCUGCUUUAGUUCAAUUGUUAUUAGAAACUUCUCCCCGCGUACGCGAGAAGACUGUAACUGUAAUCUGCUCGCUUGUAGAAUCAGGAGGUUGUGAGAAUUGGCUUGUUUCUGAAGGCGCUUUACCUCCCCUUAUAAGGCUUGUUGAGUCUGGCAGUGCAGUGGGGAAAGAGAAGGCUACUAUUUCACUUCAAAGGUUGUCAAUGUCUGCAGAGACUGCCAGGGAAAUCUUUGGGCAUGGUGGGGUUCGGCCACUGAUUGAGCUAUGCCGAACUGGUAAUUCUGUUUCACAGGCGGCUGCUGCUUGUUCUUUGAAGAAUAUAUCAGCUGUCCCUGAGGUUCGACAAACUCUAGCUGAAGAAGGAAUUGUAAAGGUCAUGAUCAAUCUCCUCGAUUGUGGAAUUCUUUUGGAAUCUAAAGAAUAUGCAGCAGAGUGCUUGCAGAAUCUCACUGCAAGCAAUGAGAACCUUAGAAGGUAUGUUAUUUCGGAAGGUGGUAUUCGGAGCCUAUUGGCAUACGUUGAUGGUCCGUUGCCCCAAGAAUCCGCAGUUGUGGCAUUGAGGAACUUGGUUGGCUCAGUUUCUAUGGAAAUGUUGGUUUCUCUCGGCUUCUUUCCUCGCUUGGCUCAUGUGCUUAAAUCUGGAUCGCCCGGUGCACAACAAGCUGCUGCAUCAGCAAUCUGUCGGGUUUGCAACUCAACUGAGAUGAAAAAACUGGUGGGUGAAGCAGGGUGCAUUCCCCUGCUAGUCAAGAUGCUUGAAGUUAAAUCAAACAGUGUUAGAGAGGUUGCUGCACAAGCUAUUUCAAACUUGAUCACCCUUUCAGUGAAUUGCAGAGAAGUUAAAAGGGAUGAUAAAUGUGUGCCAUAUUUGGUCCAACUACUUGAUCCAAGCCCACAGAACACUGCAAAGAAAUAUGCUGUGUCCUGCCUUACGUCUCUCGCUUCAAGUAAGAAAUGCAAGAAACUGAUGAUUUCUUAUGGAGCAAUUGGGUAUCUAAAGAAGCUUAGUGAAAUGGAAGUACCAGGUGCCAAGAAGCUGCUUGAGCGCUUGGAAAGAGGAAAGCUAAAAAGCUUGUUCAGUAGGAAAUAGAGGGAGCACCAUCCUGCUUUGUACCAUGAUUCAUGAAGGUUUUUUUCCCUGUACAAGCAUUUUUCAUUAUUUGUAUGAAACAAAGUAGCUAGAUCUGAAUCAAAGAUCUUAAGGUGUUAAUCUAUGCAAUCAAAGUGUAAUUAUUUACAGUAUAAAAUAUUAAUUGUUCCUCUAUGUCUCUUUUCUGCAGA